Anopheles stephensi (Asian malaria mosquito) is the source of this 10357-nucleotide messenger RNA. Its product is annotated as ankyrin-3. Lineage: Eukaryota; Metazoa; Arthropoda; Insecta; Diptera; Culicidae. Gene Ontology annotation, molecular function: protein binding. The coding region runs from base 629 to 7954 and encodes 2441 amino acids. Gene Ontology annotation, biological process: signal transduction. The record is from RefSeq and is a predicted model, not a curated record. The transcript is spliced from 18 exons.
GAUAGUCGUGAGUGCGGACGGACGCGUACUGCUGGCUCGUCAGUCGGAUUUCAAGAUCAAGUAUUUGUUGUUUAUAUUUGUACCGAGCAUCAUUUCUUAAAAUAUCAUAAAACUUGACCGGGAACGGAAGCUGACCACAACCCAGUAAAAAGCUGAGGGGUUUUAUCGUUUUCCAUCGAAACGCUACAGUCACAAGUUUUGAACUUCCCGGGCGCAUUCGGGCGUUCGUUCUGUAAAGUUUCUCAAGGGUGGAUAUACAUUUGGUCGUGUUUUAAAAUUGUGUACAGUGAAAGUAAAACGUAGUUUUAAGGAAAACAAAGUGUAUCGAUUAUUUUAAAAAGCAGUGCUAGCUUAAGAAAUCGAGUGCACCCCGGAGCAAACAGCAUAGAAGAAGGCUUCGGGAGCGUGUUUUCAUGCAACGCGCUUGUGUAUGUGUGCGUGUGUGAGUGUGUAACGUAGUUCUUCUACAAUUUACUGUGAGUGUGUGAGUGUGAGUGUGUGUAAUUAUUGUCAUCGCGAAACUGAAAAUCGCUAACCGAAAAGAAGCAAUCAUUAAACAACUGUGAACCAUAGCACCGGAAUACGGCAUCGUAUUACUAGCUCGCGGACGGUUCGAGGAAAUCAAAACAUGGCACUAGAGGAGACCCAAAACAAUGGGUCCGCCGUGGGGGUAGCGCCCAAGGAAAAUGCUCCACCAGCAGCACUCAAACAACAGCCACCGCAAGGUCAAGCGCAGGUACAACCGUCGACAUCGAACGAAAAGCUGAACAACAUCGUCAACGGUGGUGGCGCCACGAUGGAAAAGUCACGAUCCAACAACAAACAGAACGACACAAACACAGCGUUCCUACGGGCAGCUAGGGCAGGAGAUCUUCAGAAGCUGAUAGAGUACCUCGAAACUGGUCAGGUGACCGACAUCAACACGUGCAAUACGAAUGGUCUCAACGCGCUGCAUCUUGCCGCAAAAGAUGGCCACUACGACAUCGUUAACGAACUACUGAAACGCGGUGCACUCGUCGAUAAUGCCACUAAGAAGGGCAACACAGCGCUGCACAUCGCGUCACUGGCUGGCCAAAAGGAGAUCAUUCAGCUGCUCCUGCAAUAUAACGCAUCGGUUAACGUGCAGUCUCAAAAUGGAUUCACGCCGCUCUACAUGGCCGCACAGGAAAACCAUGAUGAGUGUGUAAAUUAUCUGCUUGCAAAGGGCGCUAAUCCUGCGUUGGCUACAGAGGACGGCUUUACGCCAUUGGCAGUGGCGAUGCAGCAAGGUCAUGACAAAGUAGUAGCCGUACUGCUUGAAAGCGAUACGCGCGGCAAGGUUCGAUUACCAGCACUACAUAUAGCGGCCAAGAAGGAUGAUGUCAAGGCGGCAAAACUUUUGCUGGAGAAUGAGCACAAUCCAGAUGUAUCGUCCAAGAGUGGCUUUACUCCGCUGCAUAUUGCUGCACACUACGGAAAUGUAAAUGUCGCUCAAUUGCUGAUUGAGAAAGGUGCCGACGUAAACUUUACCGCAAAGCACAACAUCACACCGCUGCACGUGGCGUGCAAGUGGGGAAAGCUGAACAUGGUGAAGCUCUUGAUCGCAAACCAUGGUCGUAUCGACAGUAUCACUCGCGACGGUCUUACUCCGCUGCACUGUGCAGCUCGCUCAGGUCACGAUCAAGUAAUAGAAGUGUUGCUAGAACAUGGUGCGGAGAUAAUUUCCAAGACCAAAAACGGACUUGCCCCACUGCACAUGGCGGCUCAGGGCGAGCACGUGAGCGCUGCGCGCAUUUUACUAAUGAACAAAUCGCCAGUUGACGACAUUACGAUUGACUAUUUAACCGCUCUGCACGUCGCCGCCCACUGUGGACAUGUAAAAGUGGCAAAGUUGCUACUUGAUCGAAGUGCCGAUCCCAAUGCGCGUGCACUGAACGGCUUUACACCGUUACACAUUGCGUGCAAGAAGAAUCGGAUUAAGGUAGUGGAGCUGUUGCUAAACCAUGGUGCCACAAUUGGAGCUACUACGGAGAGCGGUCUAACGCCGCUACAUGUGGCUAGCUUCAUGGGAUGCAUGAACAUCGUCAUCUAUCUUCUGCAGCACGAUGCCAGUCCGGACAUUCCGACUGUGCGGGGUGAAACACCACUUCAUCUGGCAGCACGUGCCAAGCAGACAGACAUCAUUCGUAUCCUGCUGCGAAACGGCGCGUACGUUAAUGCGCAAGCACGUGAAGAUCAGACACCGCUACAUGUCGCAUCUCGAAUCGGUAACAUGGAAAUAGUGAUGCUGCUUCUGCAACAUGGUGCAAAGAUCGAUGCCGUCACGAAGGACAAUUACACGCCAUUGCACAUAGCGGCAAAGGAGGGCCAAGAUGAAGUGGCUUCCUUAUUGUUGGACAAUGAAGCUAACGUAGAAGCGGUCACGAAAAAGGGCUUCACACCACUGCAUUUGGCCGCGAAGUACGGCAAUUUAAAGUGCGCUGAAUUGCUUCUUGAACGAGGCGCUCAGGUGGAUGUACAGGGCAAGAAUGGUGUGACCCCAUUGCACGUUGCUAGUCACUACGAUCAUCAGAAAGUAGCACUUCUGCUGCUAGAGAAAGGUGCAUCACCGUAUUCGCCAGCCAAGAACGGCCAUACGCCGCUACACAUUGCAUCAAAGAAAAAUCAGCUGAAUAUCGCCACAACGCUGCUUGAAUACAAGGCGGAUGCUAACGCAGAAAGCAAAACUGGUUUCACACCCCUGCACCUAUCAGCCCAGGAAGGUCACGGUGACAUGGCUCGUACCCUUUUGAACAACGGGGCCGAUCCUAACCAUGCGGCCAAGAAUGGGCUGACACCGUUACAUCUGUGCGCACAGGAAGACAAUGUGGGCAUCGCUGAAACGCUACUGGAACACAAGGCUCGCAUUGAUCCGGUGACAAAGACAGGCUUUACUCCGCUUCACGUGGCCGCUCAUUUUGGUCAAGCCGGAAUGGUGAAAUAUUUGAUCGAAAAUGACGCAAACAUCGAGAUGAAGACCAACAUCGGUCAUACCCCGCUGCAUCAGGCUGCUCAGCAAGGACACACGCUCAUCAUCAACAUUCUGCUGAAAAACAAAGCCAAUCCGGAAGCGGUGACUAACGGUGGCCAGACAGCGCUAUCGAUCGCAGACAAACUGGGCUACAUCACCGUGGUGGAGACGCUUAAAGUAGUGACCGAAACAAGCGUCACGCAGACGGUUGAUGAAAAGUUUAAAAUCGUUGGACCAGAAACUAUCCACGAAACGUUCCUGUCGGACUCCGAAGAUGAGGGGCCCGAAGGAGGCACGCCACCCCCACCUAGUGCUAUGAAAGCCCUAAUGCAAGCGCAGCAAUUGUAUGGCGGUAGUGGUGCUAUCAAGUACUAUCAAUCGCAAAUGCGUUACACACGUGAAGAUCCUAUCAUGUCCGACCAGCAGCAGUACAACUACAUGACAAGCGACGAGAACAAACAGUUUGACGACACAAAUCUCACCAACAUGAGCAUCGAUCCAUUGAAGGAUGAUAAAUAUUUGGAAAAAAUCAUCUCCCGUGCAGAGAACUACACCGUUUCGGCCACCGAUCGGUCCCACACGCCAAAUCCGCUGGACAUCACCGUGACUGAUAAUGUAAACAUCACUCGAAAGCCGAUCCACGUUGGGUCGCUCAGCAAUGACGCACUGUCGUUGACCAUUGAUCGAUUGGCCAACAUUUAUUGUGGUGAUCAGAAAAAGUUUGUCCCGAUGUGUAGGGAAAGAUUCCUGGUGUCGUUCCUGGUAGACGCGCGUGGCGGCGCCAUGCGUGGUUGCCGCCACAGCGGUGUUCGUGUGAUUGUACCACCCCGGUCAGCUGCACAACCAACAAGAAUUACCUGUCGGUAUGUGAAACCACAACGCAUCACCAACGGUCCGCCACUAAUGGAAGGAGAGGCUCUGAUAAGCCGCAUUCUCGAGCUAGCCCCUGUUGGGGCCAAGUUCCUUGGUCCCGUCAUACUCGAGGUGCCACAUUUUGCGUCGCUGCGCGAUAAGGAACGCGAAAUAAUUAUUCUACGUUCGGAUAAUGGUGAAACAUGGCGCGAACAUACGCUCUACGAUAGCGAAGAAGCCAUCCACGAGGUCCUGAACGAGACAUUCAAGGGCGAUACACUCAACUUGCUCGAGGAUCUGCACACGAAUAGGAUUACACGCAUCGUGACCAACGAUUUCCCACACUACUUUGCGAUCGUGUCGCGCAUCCGCCAGGAAGUGCACGCCAUUGGACCGGAAGGCGGUACCGUGUCGGCUACGGCUGUCCCACAGGUGCAGGCGAUUUUCCCCCAGAAUGCGCUGACGAAGAAAAUCCGUGUCGGUCUGCAGGCCCAACCGAUUGACAUGAGCACAACGGCCAACUUGCUCGGUCGCAGUGUGGCGGUUUCACCGGUCGUGACAGUGGAACCGCGUCGGCGCAAGUUCCACAAGGCAAUUACGCUCAGUAUGCCCGCACCGAAGGCGUACAACUCGGGUAUGAUCAACCAAUAUUCGGGCAAUGCGCCGACAUUGCGUUUGCUCUGCUCGAUCACGGGCGGUCAAAACAAAGCUGUAUGGGAAGAUGUAACCGGUUCAACGCCGCUCACAUUCGUGAACGACUGUGUCUCGUUCACGACGACAGUGUCCGCUCGCUUCUGGCUAAUGGAUUGCCGAAACAUUGGUGAAGCAACAAAAAUGGCCACCGAAUUGUACUCGCAGAUGGCACACGUGCCUUUCAUGGUGAAGUUCGUGGUGUUUGCGAAGCGUGUAGACCAAAGCGAGGCAAAAUUAAGCGUGUUCUGUAUGACGGACGACAAGGAGGACAAAACGCUGGAGCACCAAGAGCACUUCACCGAGAUUGCCAAGUCGCGGGAUAUCGAGGUAUGCGAAGGACGCACAAUCUAUCUGGAAUUCGCUGGCAACAUCGUUCCGGUGAUGAAAUCCGGAGAGCAGCUUGCACUGCAGUUCAAUGCAUUUAAGGAAAACCGUCUCACGUUCACGGUCAAGAUCAAAAACAAUCUGGACGAUCUGCUUGGACGCAUCUCGUUCAUGAACGAGCCAAAAGUUGCGAAGGGCGAACCAAUUCAAACGCCGCUCUGCACUCUAAACUUCACACUCCCAUCCGAAAAGUUUGGUCUGGGAGGGGACGAACUCGAGACGACGUCUGAGUUUGAUCAGAGCUCGACCGAAGUUCUCAACAGCGAACAGCAGGCCAUCGUUGCUGCAGCCAAUCGUGGUAAAACGCUUAACUUCACGUUCCAAAAUGGAGAUGGUGCAAAUGAAAUACACAAGGCGGAUAUAAAGAUUACAGACAUCUGCAAUCUACUCGGAUCCGAUUGGCCACUGUUGGCGGAUGAGCUUGCAAUCGCCCCGUCCGACGUGGAGCUGAUACGAGCGGAGUAUCCGAACGACGAAGCUCAGCAGGCAAUCGUGAUGUUGCGGCUCUGGUUGCGCCAGGCCGGACGGGAUGCAACCGGUAAUGUGCUAGAGCAGGCCCUUAUCAAAAUCAAUCGGCCGGACAUUGUGAACAAAUCGAUUACAAAUUUGGAACCGGUGACGGACGAGUACGAGCGACGUGUAGCUCAGCGGCAAAUCGGUUCGAUGAACGGACUCGAUGAAAUCGAUCCAGCAAAAGUGAACGGUGUGACUACAACUAGCAAUAUGAUGCACGAAUCUGAACACGAGCAGACGGAAGAAAAGCAAGAACACGAAGCAGUCGAAAAACACAAACAAACCCCAGUGGACAACAGUUCACCAACUGAUUCCGUAUCCCCAGACAAUACGGAAGCGUUCCAGCAGAUUCGUCGCGAGAGCGAAAUCCUCGGAAUAGCAGCGAUCAAAAGGGAAGAUCUUUCCACACCCCCGCCCAGUCCGGCCGAUUUCAAUACGCAAGUCAGUCAGAACAGCAGCCAGGCGGGCACCGAAGCAGGACGAAAUGACGCAGUAGCCGAGGAUGUGCAAGAAAUUAUUCAGCAAGCCAUCAAAGAUCAUGACACGCAUGACGAUGACGAAGAGGAACCCGGUCCGGUGGCGGUGGAAACAGCUGGCAGCGAUUCGGCAGUCAGCGAUCGUGACGAAGAUUCCGAAGGAUUUGAGCUCGAUCUAGAGACGGACAAAAGUGGUAAAGUGAAAACGAUUAAAAAACAUUCGAAGGUGAACAUUAAAAUCAAUAAAACCGUUGCCCAACGUCCUACGGUCGGGGACAUUGAGUGGGAAGUGCCGGAACCGGAUGCACGGCACCCUCAGAUCGAGAUAUCGUCCGUCAAUUUGGAGGACGUUUCAAACGAUCGGCGGUACAGUUUGGAUCACAUUGAUCCCGUCGCCGAAGGACUCACGCCCGGUUCUCGUGCGUACGAAAAGUCUCUCUCGACGCCGGGCGAAACCGAACAAAAGAAGUCGGAGCAAAUUGUCAUCAUCUCGUCGGACAACAACAUUUCCGAGGUACCGGCCGACUAUUCCGGCGAUAUCGAUGAGUUCAUUUUCGUGCAAACGUCACCGGAGAACUUUGCCAAGAUGGAAAAGGAGCAAGCUACGGGUGGAGUUGUAACGGAUGAGGACGAUAACAGCAACUUGGUCAUCAUCACGGAGGAACACUACGAUUACGAAAUGACGAGUGACGAUGAUCGUCGAUCCUCUAGCCUGCUGGAGGAUCCUUCACCGCCCGAAGAAAAAGAUCUCGAAGGAUACACGGUCGCACCGUCGUCCGGAGCGACCGGAGCGGAUGGCCAGAAGCGCUUUAUUGUCGGAGGCAGCAGUAGUUCGGAAAGUGAGGAAGAUCCUCAACAGCGGCGCCAUGAUCAUCAAUCCGGUGCGACAUCUAUCGUUAGACGCACGCUGCGAACUAAGACGGUGCCUACGGGUCUGACGAUUACCGAGGAUGAAUCGGUCGUGCUGAAGGACGACCAGCCCAAUGGGACCAGUCCGGCGAUUACUGUUUGCCAGCCAACACCGCCACCGGCGCAGCCACCCUCCAGCAGUACCAGCAACAACUUUUCUAUCCGCACAGGACCGGGAUCGUCGAGCGGAUCAGACGUUGCCCUGCACGAAACUGCGGGCGAGCUGAGCGAUGAUGAUGAAACAGGUAAAGUCGACAUGCACCAGGCUGCAAGUGAUCAUGCCGGUUGCGAUAACCCGGAAACGGAUACUGCUUUCGCUGAGGAAUCGCACCCCGCUUCGUCCACCGUUACCUCCUCGCGAGUAGCGGUAAUCGUAACCCAAGUGUCCAACGAUCUGAUCGACGACGAAAAGCCUCCGCAGGAAGCGGAGGACAUGUUGGUCGAUCUCACUAUGCACGGUGACGGUGGUGAAGGCGAAGCGAGCGAAUCUGACAUCGAUAAUAGUGAUGUUCGUGGAGAUGGUGGUGGUGAUGGCUUUGUACUGGUUCAAAUGGGAUCGGGCCUAGCAGAAGGCAGUACAGAAAUUAAAAACUAUCUUGUUCAGAACAAUGAUCAAAUGGCCGGCAUGGAGCCAAGUGAACCGCCAAUCGAAACCACAGUUCGAACGGAAACCAACACCGUCGUUGAUGAAUCAGACGAUGGAACUAUUCGUACCACGAUCUAUUCCACCACGUUGCAAUUUGAUGGUUCGGAAGACAUGGAAGAACAGUUGUUGAAACAGUUGAGAGAUCAGCAAUUAGCAGAGGAUCAACAGGAACAGUCGCUGAGAGGCCCCACAAUAACAACCACGACUUUCGAUCCGGAUACGGGAGUAGAGACAACGUCCACCUCGACAACUCGAACGACAACGACGACUAAAACAAUCACACUUACGCCGGACGGAGAUUUCCCGGAGGAUGAAAUCCUGCAAAAGAUCACCACCGUCACGACGCACACCUCCCAGCCAAACGUACCGGAGAUGGUGAAGGAAACGACCGUCACCGUCACGGAAAUGGUGGACGGUCGAACGCUGGACGGUGCUGCCAAAGCACUCAACAACAUAGUGGACGAGUUUAUGAACCAGGAGCGUAAAAAUUAAGUGCUUGCGAAAGGUGAUAAUUGCAGGCAGCCGGCAUUAUUCAGCAGCAAUGGAUAAUACAAACAAAGUGUGUGCUCACCGACCCUUCUGCUACUUUGCAGUCAAGUAUUGCGGAGACAACAGUCGGGAAAAAGCAAGCACUUUUUCAACUAGCGCUUACCCAGGUCUAUUGGCGCACAAAUGCAACCACCCUCCGUUGGUGGAUUAGUGUUUACGAACCCCGGUAUCCACAAUAAUGCACACCAGCGCAUCUUUUUCGAUUCACGGAAACAAGGACUUUCCCAGUGCCUGUUCGCGUUUGUCUGGAGUGUCUGGAACGCAAAGACAACGAAAUGCAUGCUAACAAAUAAGGUGUUUGUUCUGUCGCUUGAACGCUACUGAUUCUAAACUAACAGACGUGCAUCGUUUUUUUUUGUGUCCCUGAGCUAUUCAACUCUUUCUCCAAGAAAUAAGAGUUGUAAAAUCGCAAUCAUAUAUACACCGGUCCCGUAAUACUCGCAGCAUUCUGUAUGCUUGCGGGCUUUAGGUUCCGUUUGGGCCAGGAACACGUAAGGUAUCACAGCACAGCAUAAACAUGUUUUUUAAAGCAAGUAUCAAACAGCUCGCGAGCAGCAGGAUUCACACACACAUUACAAGAUUAGUAUAAAUUAUAUUUCUGCUUCGAAAGAUUGUGCCGACAUCGGGUGUAGCAAAACAGGCCAGAUGAAAUCAGAAAAAUGUGGAUGGAAUUAAGCUUAUCGUACAAAAUGUCAUGCAAUAUAUAAGUGAGAUUCACUAUAGAAAAUGUCACCGUCUUUAGGGCCCAGCGUCGGAUAGCUGCAAACAAAACGAGAAAAUGCAAAACCCUCUAGUUAGUUGUGCACACAAAGAUUCAGAACAAAGCGUUACGACCCUAGGACCCGAUGGUUAUUCAUAUACAUAUUUAUCUUAGAUAUAAUGUACACCAGUUUCAACAUAUGAUGCAAAAAACAAACGAAAUGUUUCGCUUUACCACAUGAGAGUAAACAGUUUCACCGACCGCCGUGUGUGCACGCCGCGAUGAAAGGAAAUGUAGAAAUGGAAUGGAGCUACUAGUGUUGGACGCGGAUUGGCAUUUAUGUAAGCAAACAUUUGGAUAAUUGAAAUCAAUGCAAACACUGCAAAUCGUACCAUGAUCUGACGCCAGACUUUAGGAUCCCCUCCAUCAUAGGUUUAAGCCAACUAUUGGAAGCUUCUCGUCGCUCCAUUUAUCAUCGAUCGAUGCUAGUAGCGAAUCGUACAAAGCAACGCAAAUGCCACCUUUUCUCGCUUCGCUUAACACAUCGUUCUCGUCUUGGUAGAGUGCGCUGGCGUGGCGUGGAAGAAAGGAAACGUCUGAUUUAAACAUUUUCAAUAAUUUCUCAGUAGUAUAUACGAAUCGUAUAUUACCGUGUGAGGAGCGAAUAUUAUUGUCUGGUUUUUUUUUCUGCUGCUGUCCACACACUAAUGGUUACUAUAUUUAUUCUGCGUGCUGUCGUAGGUAAUAGCAGUGAUAAUUGUUUGUUUGUUUUCGUUUCGUUUGCGUUCUGUUUGUUUUUCGCUACCACUCAUCUAAUCCCAUUUUGUCAGUGAUUUCAAAUUGAUGAAACAAUGUGGUCAAAGGAUAUAUUUUGUUUUAUCGUAGCUAUUAUUUUAUUUGUAACGAUGUACGAAGUAAGAUUUCUGUUUCGUUGUAUUUUAUGGUCUGUGUUGAUCAGAAUCCAUUGCUUCAUGCGAUGCGUUCUAAACCAUUUGGCAGGUAGUGCUAUGUGCGGAGUGCUAUGUGUGGUUCGUAAAAUGCGGAGCGUAACGAUUAUUUUAAUCCGAUUAAGCUAUUUAUUAAAACGCUGCUACAUAAUAAUCGAUCGAAUGUGUUUGCUUUGAAAUGUUCGCUUGGGUGGUGUAAGAGGCCGAUUGGUAGAGCUGCGCUGGAAGAAAAGCGCGUAAAAUCCGAAACAAACGAGAGCAAACGAAGGUUAAAAUUUAUUGAUAAUGACGAAAAAGGGAAAAAUCAAAACAGAAGAUGAUGGAAGUACGAUACUAUAUUUUUUACUUGUGUAUAGAGUUUAUUUACAAACGAUUGCAGUCAAUGCGCGAACAAAAGCAACAUGAAAAAUAUAUGCUUAACGUAAUAAAUCACUGCACUAGCUAGCUCGUGCGAUCAAACCGCUCUGUGUGCUAAUAAAUAGCUGGCAACCAAUCCAAGCUCUCUAGCGCGCAUGCAUCCCGAUCCCCCCCGGCACCAGAAGGGUAAGAUCGCGUUAGGUCGGAUUUCGGUUCUUCUAGUGUUUGCAAAAUAUCAUUUCAGUGCAGCAAACGCAACCAUAACCUUGUGACCUAAACAUGAUUACAUGGCUCAUGAUUAAGAAAUAUAUUCAAUCGAUCACAGUCUUAGAUCACAUCAAA